AUGUCAUUUCGUUCGUUUGGCUCGUUUGGCCAGUCCCUCGGGUUGGGCACUAACGGCUACGAGGUCUCGCUCAACUACAUCACGGGCGUGCCAGACCCGAAUCUGCUGUCGUCGGCAAACCUGAAACUCGUUUUCAAAGCCCUUCUGAAGAGAGACGAUACGACAAGAGAAAAGGCCAUUGUCGAUCUGCACUCGAUUGUCGACUCCAGCGACGCCGAGUUCCAGGACGAGCUCGUGCUCAUGUCGUGGUGCCAGCUGUACGCAAAACUCGCAACGGACAACUCGAAGAAAGUCAGACUCACCGCGCACCAGAUCCAGUCGAAGCUGGUGGCGCUGCUCGGCAAGAAAUACGUCAAGUAUCUGCGCGACACCGUGGGGAUCUGGAUGAGCGGGUGUUUUGAGAACGACCGUGUUGUUUCCAAGGGCACCAUAGUGUCUAUUUCCGCUGCCUUCGGAGACUCUCCGGAGAAAACCAGCAAUCUGUGGAAAAUAUUCGCCCAACAAUUGCUCACCUACUGCCACCAGCUGCUGCUUUUCGAGACCAUAGAGACGCUUUCGGACGAGAGAUUCGUCGGCAAGGAAGAGAGCGAGAUCAAGUAUCUGCGCACGGUGCAAGCAGGAGUGCAGAUGCUGACCAGUUUGGUUACCCGACAGAACAACGGCGAAAUACAGCUCGACGAGACACUUUUAUCAGAGCUGCUUGAAUCCGACCAGUUUGUCUCGCUUUUCGAGUCCAGGGACCUCCAGAUCAAAAAGGGCAUGUAUGUGCUGCUUCAGCGACUGCUACAGACAGAGCUGGGCGAUUUGCUGUUCAAACACCUUGCCAAGGCUGCUAUUCGAGGUCUCAAUCUGGAGAAAAAAAAUUCGGCUCUCUACUCCGGAAUAAUAAUCCCUGUGCUCGAGACCGUCGUCGCGCUCCUCAGAAAAGACUCCCAGACGGUCGUUAGCAUCAGAAAGGCCACCCAGCGCGUUCUUGAUCUGUUGCGUCUGGGCUCUCUAAACUCAGAUCCGCACUACUACUCGGUGGUGGCCACGCUGCUGCCGCUGCUGCCCCAGGACGACCAGACCAGAAACUCUUUGCUGGAGAUCCUCGAGAAGGACGUCAAGUCCGAAAAAUUUGCCGUUUUCGCCCAGCACGCGUGGACAUGCUAUCUCGGCUACUGCGAGAGAGUUUCAUGUGGUGUCGACCGCGUGCUCAAAGUGCUGGUUCCAGCGCUGGAUUCGCGCAAGCUGCCCGCCAACGUGAUUUCCGGAUUCGCCGGCGCCGCGAAAGUUACUGACGACGACGGCGACGUACUGCUGGACCUCAACUCUGAGAUCCUCAACGCUCUGCCGGGCCGCUCCGUGGAGUUUGUGGACCUCGGUCUGGUCGUGAAAAACGAGGCUGUGUUCGUCGACAACUAUGUGCGUCUGCUGCUCCACGUCGGGUCUGAUCUGCUCGACGACCUGGUUUCCAACGCGAUCGAGUCGCUCACAGACCUGCAGGACGAGUACGUGCCGCCCUCCCUGGCAAUUUCCGUCAUUGACAGCGUUGUGCGGUCGAACAGUGUGCAGUUCCGCUCUCAGGUCGAGUCGUUCGUCGGCGACGCGUCGAAAGUCGUCACGCCGCAGUUUUUCGAGCCUGUCUUUGCUCUGCUGGUGGCCAUAGCAGGGUCCAAGUUCAAUGUGGAAAUCUAUGACGCCGUCAACGACGUCGCUGCCAAACUCGACAGCGACAAAAUGCAGCUGUUCCUGAAGUACAUUGCCGACAUCCCUGGCUUCGAUCCUGCCAGAUGCGACAAAGUGAGCACGUAUAUCCACCAGAAAUCCGACUCCGCCGCCCCCGACGCCGACGACUACAUGUUCCAGUUCCUCACGCCGGACGUGCUCCGCAACAUGUUCAGCAAACUCUCUGAGGCGGACACGGCGAUGUUUCUGCAAAAGUGCAACCGGCACUACCAGAACGACGUUUUUCUUGCGUUUGCAGACGAGAAGUUCCUGGCUGUGCUCUGGAAACGACUGGGCAGUGCGGAUGCCGACUCGUUGCUGGACAAGCUGGAGCAGAACCUUGGCGACCAGCGGUUUGAGCAGCUGUACAUCUCAUCGCUUCAGAAGGGUGUCGUCGAGGCCGACAGAACGGCGCUCCUGGAGAGACUGGCGACAAAACCCCAGCUUGUCUCGAAAGUGCUACCGGACAAAGUGGUCGACGAGCUGGCUGGGCUGGUCGAUAACGUUGACCACCGGCUUGCCGUCUCAAACAAGCUGGGACUGGGAGUUUAUCUAUUUCCAGCAGGUGAGCUGACUGCUGCAGACCGGUUUGCAACCUAUUUGGAGAAGAUCGUAUUUUAUUAUGAGCUGGCUUCCAAAGCGGGCCUUUUGAGCUGCGAGCUGGCGUUCCAGUUUGCUCUUGUCGGCGAGGUUGCUCUGGACUACGUUUUUCUGGGCCUUUUGGAUGACGAAAACAGAGCUCUCGAUUUCCACUUGCGCGUUUCUGCCGAGCUCAAUUUCGGUACAAGCCUGUUCGAGCAGUUCGUCAAGGACGACUUUUCUGGCGUUCUGACUUAUCUUCGGUCCUCUCCUGCUGUACAGUUCUACGCUGCGCGCGUUCUGGCUACGAUAUUCACGAAACUGUUCGAAGCGAUGCAAUUGUCGACAUUCAACGGCUACAAUUUAAAUAGAGUGACCGACCCCGUGAAACUGGCCAUCCUAGCCACCAGCGCCAACAAAUUCCUCGCUGCCGCCGCAUUCGACCGCGUGCGCAACCAGGCGUGUGCCAACCUUUUGGGCAUUCGCGGACAUACCACCACCACCAACGGUCUACAGGGCCUAGUCCUGCUAAACAUGCUUAUAGACCUCGAUCUGGACUAUAUCGGAGAAAACGUCCAGCUUUUCCCUGCCCAGAGAUUUGGCAUGAUGCUGAACGGACUCGCCAGCUGGCCAGAGUCGGAAGACGCGUACGAGCCCUCGUUUGUGCCGGUCAGAGUCGCGCUGUGCCAAUUUGUUGAAAUUUACAUGAAAAAAAUUUAUCAUGUCUGCGACACCAACUAUCCGUCCGAUUUUAGCGAGAAGGUGUUGGCGCUCGGCGCCACGCUGUGCUCUGAGUCGUUCAGCAUCCUCAGCUCGGGCGACGACGACGCCACCCUGGCAUACUUUUCGCUCAAGUUGUUUGCCGUGCUUCAUGAGCACCAGGUCGAUUGGAACGAGGAAGACGUUUAUGCAGACCUAGUGGAGCUGCUGUUUGCUCCUGCGUCCGGCCAGGCUGGCCUUCUUGUGCUGUCUCUGCUGACGCGUAUCUUCAGCGACCAGGUGCCAACAACAGCUUACAAAUCGCGAUUUGACGACCUGCUCCUGCUGCUCUCCUCUUCCAACACACAGGUGCAGAAACUGGCCGUAUUCCUGUUACACAGAGUGAUUCCAGAGCUGCAAGACGCGCUUGUCGUGGAGGCAACGCUGAACCAGGACGAAGAAACCAAGUUGCCGGCACCGCUGCUCGAAAAUAUCGUGCUGCUACCCGACGAAAGCGAAAUUGCAACCAAUAAAUAUUUGUGGAGCUGGUACCUGAUUUUCGACCAUUUCAAAAACAUCACACAGAAAAUCCGCCAGGACUACAUCCUGGAGCUCGGCGAAGACCGUAUGGGCCAGUUCUUGGACUUUCUGUUCGACAUGGACCUCAAGCCGACAGAGGACAACCGCCGCGCGCUGGUGGAAUAUUCUGUCAUCGACAGUGACGGCGACGACCUGCUGUACCAUCUGAUGUAUCUGUUCUGCAAGCACGUUGGCGGAAAUACCGCGCAGACGUGGUUCCAGUCGAUCAGGAACAAGCAGCACAAGUCGCAGAUUGAGACGUUUAUUGUCAAGAACGUGAGUCCGUUGCUGAUCGACGAGACGCUUGCAGGACUCGAGAAAAAGGACACCAUCGAGGACCCGGAGUUCAGCAUCCGGCUGAACAGAACCACCAACGAGGUGCGCUGCGUGUACCAAAUCGACGAGCAGAAACUGGAGAUGUCGAUCGUUUUGCCGAAGAACUACCCGCUGUCGGCGAUCAGCGUGAACGGAACAGCACGGAUCGGCGUGGACGAGAAAAAAUGGAAAUCGUGGAUCCUCUCGUGCCAGUACGUGAUCAACUUCCAGAACGGCACGAUUUUGGAGGCCAUCCAGCAUUUCAAGAACAACGUCAAGGCCAACUUCGACAACUACGACGACUGUGCCGUGUGCUACUCGAUCGUCCAUGUCAUCGACCAUUCGACGCCAAACAAGGUGUGUCCGACGUGCAAACACAACUUCCACUCGGCCUGUCUGUACAGAUGGUUCAAGAGCUCUGGCUCGUCUACGUGUCCAUUGUGUCGGUCGAAGUUCCAGUUCAAAAAACACAGCUAG
Molecule: messenger RNA, 4356 nt
Organism: Ogataea angusta
Lineage: Eukaryota; Fungi; Ascomycota; Pichiomycetes; Pichiales; Pichiaceae
Exons: 1
Coding region: 1-4356 (1451 amino acids)
Biological process (GO): ribosome-associated ubiquitin-dependent protein catabolic process; rescue of stalled cytosolic ribosome
Cellular component (GO): RQC complex; cytosol
Molecular function (GO): ubiquitin protein ligase activity; ribosomal large subunit binding
Source: RefSeq, a predicted model, not a curated record